UGCCCGCCCAGUUCCUGUCCCCAGACUGAGGCCCAGCCUCCUUCACCUGUUUCCAUCACGAGUGCUGCCAGCAUGUCUGACAAACUGCCCUACAAAGUUGCUGCCAUCGGCCUGGCUGCCUGGGGACACAAGGCCCUGGACAUCGCCGAGAACGAGAUGCCGGGCCUGAUGCGUAUGCGGGAGCGGUACUCGGCCUCCAAGCCACUGAAGGGCGCCCGCAUCACCGGCUGCCAGCACAUGACCGUGGAGACGGCCGUCCUCAUUGAGACCCUCGUCACCCUGGGUGCUGAGGUGCAGUGGUCCAGCUGCAACAUCUUCUCCACCCAGGACCAUGCAGCGGCUGCCAUUGCCAAGGCUAGCAUUCUGGUGUAUGCCUUGAUGGGCGAAACGGACGAAGAGUACCUGUGGUGCAUUGAGCAGACCCUGUACUUCAAGGACGGGCCCCUCAACAUGAUUCUGGGUGAUGGGGGCGACCUCACCAACCUCAUCCACACCAAGUACCCGCAGCUCCUGCCAGGCAUCCGAGGCAUCUCUGAGGAGACCACGACUGGGAUCCACAACCUCUACAAGACGAUGGCCAGUGGAAUCCUCAAGGUGACUGCCAUCAAUGUCAAUGACUCCGUCACCAAGAGCAAGUUUGACAACCUCUAUGGCUGCCAGGAGUCCCUCAUAGAUGGCAUCAAGCGGGCCCCAGAUGUGAUGAUUGCCGGCAAGGUAGUGGUGGUAGUAGGCUACGGUGAUGUGGGCAAGGGCUGUGCCCAGGCCCUGUGGGGUUUCAGAGCCCGCAUCAUCAUCACCGAGGUUGACCCCAUCAAUGCACUGCAGGCUGCCAUGGAGGGCUAUGAGGUGACCACCAUGGAUGAGGCCUGUCAGGAGGGCAACCUCUUUGUCACCACCACAGGCUGCGUUGACAUCAUCCUUGGCCGGCACUUUGAGCAGAUGAAGGAUGAUGCCAUUGUGUGUAACACUGGACACUUUGACGUGGAGAUUGAUGUCAAGUGGCUCAACCAGAACGCUGUGGAGGUGGUGAACAUCAAGCUGCAGGUGGACCGGUAUUCGUUCAAGAAUGGGCGCCGCAUCAUCCUGCUGGCUGAGGGUCGGCUGGUCAACCUGGGUUGUGCCAUGGGCCACCCCAGCUUCGUGAUGAGUAACUCCUUCACCAACCAGGUGAUGGCACAGAUCGAGCUGUGGACCCAUCCAGACAAGUACCCCACUGGGGCUCACUUCCUGCCCAAGAAGCUGGAUGAGGCAGUGGCUGAAGCCUACCUGGGCAAGCUGAAUGUGAAGUUGACCAAGCUAACUGAGAAGCAAGCCCAGUACCUGGGCAUGUCCCGUGAUGGCCCCUUCAAGCUGGAUCACUACCGCUACUGAGAGCCAGGUCCAGUGGUUCUUCAGCCCAUGACAGAUGAGAAGGGGCUAUAUUGAAGGGCAAAGAGGAACUGUUGUUUGAAUUUUCCUGAAAGCCUGGCUUAGCGCUGGGCCUUCUGUUAAACCUCAUUACAAUGAGGUUAGUACUUUUAGUCCCUGUUUUACAGGGGUGAGAAUAGACUGUUAAGGGGCAACUGAGAAAGAACACAGAAGCGACAGCUAGGGGUUGAGAGGGGCCAGAAAAACAUGAAUGCAGGCAGAUUUCGUGAAAUCUGCCACCACUCUAUAACCAGAUGGUUCCUUUCACAACCCUGGGUCAAAAACAGAAUAAUUUGGCCUAUAAUGUUAAAAGAAAGCAGGAAGGUGGGUAAAUAAAAAUCUUGGUGCCUAAAAAAAAAA
Symphalangus syndactylus (siamang) is the source of this 1767-nucleotide messenger RNA. RefSeq names its product adenosylhomocysteinase-like. Gene Ontology annotation, cellular component: cytosol. Gene Ontology annotation, biological process: L-methionine cycle. Lineage: Eukaryota; Metazoa; Chordata; Mammalia; Primates; Hylobatidae. The record is from RefSeq and is a predicted model, not a curated record. Gene Ontology annotation, molecular function: adenosylhomocysteinase activity.